CUCCGCACCCCAGGCGGGGUCGCAGAGGGCUGGAUGGAAAGAGGGCGGAGCAGGCUCCUAGCCCACCAGCCAGCCUCGCGGAGAGUCAGCCUCGCUUGGGCUACAGCUUGUUUUAUUUUUGUUGUCUUUUCUCCUUUAACGCACAUAUCUUAAAAGCCUCUUAGAAUUUGCGAUUCCCAGGCAUGGAGGGAGUGCAGCCCCAGGACUUGGUGCAGGACCUUCGCCUGGCCAAGAGGAGACAAACGGAGCUGUGCAGGCAGAAACGGAUCUUUAACGCCAGGAACAGGAUCAUCGGGGGAGACACAAAAGCUUGGGAUGUUCAGGUUCGUGACCAGAAGAUAAAGGAAGCAACUGAAAGAGCCAGACAAGAAACCUUUGCUGCUGAAAUGAGGCAAAAUGACAAAAUAACAUGCAUAUUAGAAGACCGGGAAAAGAGAGACAGGAAAAACCUCUGUAAAGCCAUCAAUGACUUCCAGCAGAGCUUUCAGAAGCCAGAAACUCGCCGUGAAUUUGACCUAUCUGACCCCCUAGCACUUAAGAAAGAUGUUCCAGCUCGCCAGUCAGAUUCUGAUGUUCGGAAUACAGUAUCAGGAAUGCAGAAAUUCAUGGGAGAGGACUUAAACUUCUAUAAGAGGAAAAAAUUCCAACAGGAACAAAACAGAGAAUGGUCCUUGCAACAGCAAAGGGAAUGGAAGAACACCAGUGCUGACCAAAAUUGUGCAGAGGAACUCUACGGGAAGACGAGGCUGCAGUUUGAUGAAAGAGCUAAGCAUUUACAAACUCUGGAAAGUGCUACCAGAAGGGCAGUUUGUGCGUCUGUGAAAGAAUUCAACAAGAGCCAGGCCUCAGAGUCAGCCGAAAGGAAGAUUCAACAGAAGAAGCAAGAACAAGAGGACAACCUGGCGGAGAUCUCCGACCUGCUGCGUGGGGACCUGCUCUCUGAGAACCCGCAGCAGGCAGCCAGCUCCUUCGGGCCCCACCGCGUAGUCCCUGACCGCUGGAAGGGCAUGAGCCAGGGGCAGCUGGAGCAGAUCCGCACGGUUCAGAAGCAGCAAGUCCAGGAGAAGCUGAGGCUUCGGGAAGAAGGGCGCCAGCGAGACUUGGACUGGGACCGGCAGAGGGUUCAGGGGGCACGCGCCACUCUGCUGUUUGAGCGGCAUCAGUGGCGCCAGCAGCGGGACAUGCGCAGAGCCCUGGACGGCAUCAACGUCCGCCUGGCCAGGGAGCAGCUUCAGCGGAAAAAAUACAUGAAGGAACUGUAUACAAAUAAUCCCACUGAAGAUUAUUUCACACAGUUUAAUACAAGAAGUCGAUAAUGAAAAAGACACCCUUUCUUUCCUUCUGAAUGAUUUCUGUAUAAAACUUGGUGACCUUGAAGAGCCACAUUUAUUAAAAGAAAUGCACUCCUUGUUC
Messenger RNA from Manis javanica (Malayan pangolin), 1413 nucleotides. NCBI's taxonomy places the organism in Eukaryota, Metazoa, Chordata, Mammalia, Pholidota, Manidae. The record is from RefSeq and is a predicted model, not a curated record.